CUUGCCGCUGCUGUCAGACUACGCGGUCUGACUUGGAGUUUCAGAGGGUUCAUGAGUUCUUAUCUCGUCUCCGCUCCGAGUUUGAGCCCCGACGGGCUCACUUACUUGCUCGUGGUCAUGUUCCUAUCUCGGAGGCACUUGCUGAGCUUCGUGCUGAGGAGACCCGUCUUCGCUCUGCUGGGUUACUUGUGGUUCCUUCAGUGUUGGCCACCCGAGCUCCUGUGUCAUCUGCUCGCCUCACUGCCCCACCACUCUUGCCCACUCCUUCAGGGGGGGGUGAGCCGUCCUCUUUAUGCUGAGAAGAGUACGUCGCACCGUGACACUUUCUGUGGUUACUGCUCCCGGUCAGGUCACCCUGAGUCUGAUUCUCGCCAGAAGAAGCGAGACCAGAGACGCUCUCCUUCCAGUGGCCCUCCUGCGUCUUCCUCGACUCAGUCACUCAUUGACCAGGACAUUGUACGCCUCAAGCGUCUACUUGCCUCCUCUGGCUCCUCGUCGACUGGUUCAGCCGCUGCUAUGACUGCAUCCCCUUCUACAUCACCGCAGGCCUCUACACAGUCAGGAUCGUCGCACCAAGGCUUUGGUUGGUGCUGGCCCCCGGCGCCGUGAGUCAGAGGGCCUUUGGGAGGUUGACUGGCUUUGUGUUCCUUCCGCUGCCACCACUUCUGCCAACUCCCAUGCUCUUGCUGCCUCUUCGUCCGCGUCAUUCCAGCAGUGGCAUCAUUGUCUUGGUCACAUCUGUGGCUCUCGCUUGUCUUCGUUAGUUCGUCAGGGCCUCUUAGGGUCUGUAUCUGGAGAUGUCUCCUUACAUUGUAAUGGUUGCAGACUUGUCAAGCAGACUCAAUUACCUUAUCCUACUAGUGAGUCUGUAUCUCAGCGUCCUUUUGACUUAGUUCAUUCUGAUGUCUGGGGUCCUGCUCCCUUUGAUUCGAAAGGUGGUCAUCGCUACUAUGUUUUGUUUAUUGAUGAUUUCUCUCGCUACACUUGGCUCUACUUCAUGAAAUCUCGUAGCGAGGUUCUCUCUAUAUACAAACGAUUUGCUGCCAUGGUUCGUACCCAGUUUUCCACGCCCAUUCGUACUUUUCGUGCUGACUCUGCUGGAGAGUAUAUCUCUCAGCUGUUGCGUGGUUUUCUCGCGGAACAGGGUACUCUUGCCCAGUUCUCAUGUCCUGGUGCUCAUGCUCAAAAUGGCGUUGCAGAACGUAAGCAUCGUCAUUUGCUUGAGACGGCUCGUGCGCUGAUGAUUGUUGCUUCCCUUCCACCCCAUUUUUGGGCUGAGGCUAUUUCUGCAUCCACCUAUCUCAUCAACAUUCAGCCAUCGACUGCUUUGCAGGGUGGUAUUCCUCUGGAGUGUCUCACUGGUCGCUCUUCUGACUACUCCGCUCUCCGUAUGUUUGGAUGUGUGUGCUAUGUUCUUCUUGCCCCCCGAGAACGCACCAAACUGACUGCUCAAUCGGUUGAGUGUGUUUUCCUUGGUUACAGUGAUGAGCACAAGGGCUAUCGAUGUUGGGAUCAUGUGGGUCGUCGCUUGCGCAUCUCGCGUGAUGUGACUUUUGACGAGUCUCGUUCCUACUACCCACGUCCUUCUUCCUCGUGUUUCUCUGUGGACGAUCUCUCUUUCCUUCUCCUUCCCGAUACACCCUGCUAUGUGCCUCCUGUGUCAUCUCUUUCUCCGGCACGUCUCAUUUCUUCUCCUUCACCACCGAUCCCAUCUUCUCCAUCCUCCUCCUCCACCUCUCCACCAUCAUCUCCAGUCCGUCGCCCUCUCUCA
Aegilops tauschii subsp. strangulata is the source of this 1771-nucleotide messenger RNA. The record is from RefSeq and is a predicted model, not a curated record. Lineage: Eukaryota; Viridiplantae; Streptophyta; Magnoliopsida; Poales; Poaceae.